Haliotis rufescens (red abalone) is the source of this 2150-nucleotide messenger RNA. RefSeq names its product beta-porphyranase A-like. NCBI's taxonomy places the organism in Eukaryota, Metazoa, Mollusca, Gastropoda, Lepetellida, Haliotidae. Gene Ontology annotation, molecular function: hydrolase activity, hydrolyzing O-glycosyl compounds. The transcript is spliced from 3 exons. Bases 61 to 1887 code for a protein of 608 amino acids. The record is from RefSeq and is a predicted model, not a curated record.
GUCAACUGAUUAGCACUCAUUCUCUCGUUGGGAGAUAUAUCUAGCGUGAAAACAGCAGACAUGAAAUGUCUGACACUUUUCGUGUCUAUUCUAUCAAGCGCAAGAUGUGAUUACACCGUGUCCAUCUUUCCUGAAAUUCUGAAGAUUGGGAAAGUUACACAUUUCGACCACGGGCGAUGGAAUGGGAAGAAUGGAUUGGACAGCUCAACAACAAUUCCUCUUGUUAAGGAGGUUGGAGCUACCGCAGCCAGAUGGUUGAACAGAGACUUGGGAAACGGGUUGUUUGAGAAGGCACCUGAGAACCCAAACAAGAAGGGCUAUCCUGAUCCGAAGUACUUUCAGGCCAAUCAAAACAAAAUCAGCAACAGUUACUUGAACGUCGUGAAUGGAUAUGGCAAUCCUGAAGUUGUCAUGGAAAUAAAAGGUUUGUAUUGGCCUCAUUGGAUAGACACCUCUGCCCACCACGGAUUCUUCCCUAACAACAUCGAUGCAGCAGCCGAGUUCGUCUUCCUGCUGAUCGACGCAGUCAACAAAGGAACCAAUGGAAAACCGCCUCAAUUCUUUGAAGUAAUCAAUGAACCAGAUGGUCAAUGGAAGAACACAAACUGGACUACCUUUAUCACAUUUCAUCGGGCUGUAGCUCAGAAGAUUAAGGCAAAAUAUCCGAAUAUCAAGGUCGGUUGGCCAACGUAUACUGGAGCUUCAAUUUUGUUUGACCGUAAUGACUUCCGGACUUGGAAGACAUUGGCUAAAUUUCUGGACAUGGCUCUGAACCAUUUAGACUUUUUCUCAUUUCAUUCCUACUCAAGUAUGGAUGUGAGUGGAGGCUCACACCAUUUCCACGGGAGUUCCGAAGCUAGGCUAUUUGGUCUUCUGGAUCUUGUUGAGAGCUAUUCUCAGAAGAAGAAAGGUAAAUUGAUUGAUAUCAUUGUCAGUGAAUUUGGUCUCGGUCCGGUAUCAGGACUUGAUGUACAGAAACCCUCCCCCUAUCUUGACUGGGCGUAUAUUUAUCAACAUAAUUCCCAGAUAUUCACCUUUCUACAACGUCGGGAUGUCAUGAGAAAAGCGGUAGCUUUCUUGCUCACAUAUACUGAUCUACUUGGGCAGGCAAGUAUUAACUACAGCAUCCUUGAUAAAAACCAUAAGGAGAGGGACAUUGCGCAAGCUUUCAAGUUCUGGAAGUCCUUCUAUGACACAAUGACAUACUUGCGUAUUGACAGUCAGUUCCAUAACGCUGAAAGAAAGGUUGUAUCGCACGUCUUAGUUGAUCAAAGGAACGGAAGUCUCAGCAUUCUUUUGCACAACCUUGACCAAAAGCCAAGUCACGUGAAGCUUAAUUUUGACAAAGGUUGGUUCCAUACAUCAAGUGGAAAGUCCACCUGUGAAUAUCUAAACGCACAGAAGAAACCAACUCUAGAUACAAACAAACCAGUUCACGUCACAAACUCCACGGUAACCGUUCCUGCUGAAGCGAGUUGUUACUUCCAGUUCCACACAACCCACAACUUUGCCCAUGCUCCGACUGUGACACAGAACACCUACUACUCCACCGACAUGGUUGUCGCCAUUCACAACACCGUCGUCGAUGUUAAAGUAAACGUCCCGAACAUUGGCAACAUUGACUUUGUUCGUCUGAGAGUUAGUGUCAGUUUCAGCAUGAAGUCUCCACAUCAGAAACUAAAGACGGUGGUUGUUAACACGCACACCUUGACGUCCUUCUACUCACUGCAUACCCACAGCGGCGCUGGUGAAGACACUGUAUGGGAGGUAUUUGAGUACAACGUCCCCAGCAACAUGCUACAUCAACACAACAACGACGUCAAACUUAGCUUCUCCGAGGCUGGGGGUUAUCUGUCCACUGUGGCAGUGAUCGUUGGAAGUCACUGAGGGUGAUACAUGUAAGGAAUCCCAAAAACUGAAUGAAUAAUAUUUCAGAAUCUGAUUAUGAUCAAAACAUUUAAUAGGUACUUCAUAUGUAACACCGUGAACUACAUGCUGUGUAUAACAAAUACCCAUGUGGACGUAUUACAACUACAAUGAGCUUUCAAAUGGUAAAAGUGAGCUAUUUAUAAGAAGUACUUUAGAACGGACUACAGAAAACACAUCUAUUCAUCCUUCUCUCUAACAAUGAAAUACAAAAAUAUACAGUA